AUGAGGCUAGGAGCAGCUAUGGGCGCCUCAGCUACGCAUUGUGGUCGGGUAGUUCUAAGCAAACGGCUGAAAAACGGUGGGGGUAAUUCUCAGCGAGCGCUGCUCGCAGAACAUGAGAUGGUCUACUUUCAAGUAAAAACACUAGCAAGUACAUAG
This is a messenger RNA of Plasmopara halstedii, 156 nucleotides long. RefSeq lists its product as uncharacterized. NCBI's taxonomy places the organism in Eukaryota, Oomycota, Peronosporomycetes, Peronosporales, Peronosporaceae. The coding region runs from base 1 to 156 and encodes 51 amino acids. The transcript is spliced from 2 exons. The record is from RefSeq and is a predicted model, not a curated record.